Messenger RNA from Talaromyces stipitatus ATCC 10500, 2925 nucleotides. Its product is annotated as cell wall organization protein/glutathione transferase (Gto3), putative. Bases 1 to 2571 code for a protein of 856 amino acids. Gene Ontology annotation, molecular function: transmembrane transporter activity; glutathione transferase activity. Gene Ontology annotation, cellular component: plasma membrane. The transcript has 7 exons. Lineage: Eukaryota; Fungi; Ascomycota; Eurotiomycetes; Eurotiales; Trichocomaceae. Gene Ontology annotation, biological process: transmembrane transport. The record is from RefSeq and is a predicted model, not a curated record.
AUGUCAGUCCGCGCCUCUCUAGAUCGAAAAGACGCAAUUGCGCAGAAGAAAUCCGCAGACCAAACUGCCGACCCUGAAAAAAGCGUAUACGAGACAAGAGCUCCAGAGAAUUAUGGCUUCGCGGAUCGUGUGGAUAAUCUCUCGAACGUCGAAGCGUCCAAUGGGUGGUUCAGCAAGGUCACUCGCUUUGCAAGCAAAUUCCACGCUGAAGAAAGAGGUAUCGGACGUGUUGAUGAGGCCGAUCGUGUACAGCAGGGCUUAGUAGAUGCCUUUGCUUUGUGGGCCUCAGCCAAUAUCACUCCGGCAACAUUUGCUACAGGCGCAUUAGGAUCAGUUUUUGGCCUUGGGUUCUGGGACUCUGUCGCCGUCAUUGUGCUUGUCAAUUUCGUUUUCUCGUGGGUGGUUAGAUUUUUCGGGUGCUUAGGAGCAAUCACUGGGUUGCGGACAGUCUCCAUUGGACGUUUUUCGUUCGGCAUCUGGGGCACACGCAUCCUUGUCAUCCUUAACCUGUGUGGUAUGGUCGGGUGGUCGGCAGUCAACAGUAUCGCAGGUGCGCAAGUUUUACACGAGCUCUCUGACGGAAAUUGUCCGCUUUGGGCUGGCAAUCUCAUCAUCGGGGUUAUCACAGCAGUUAUUUGUUUCUUUGGAUACUUUGCAGUCUAUUUGUUUGAGAGAUUCUGCUGGAUUCCACAGCUAAUUGUGUUUAUCUUUCUCGCCGAAUACGGUGCACGCCACUUCGAUGCAUCAGCUGCACCCAUGGGCAGUGGUUCUGCAGAAGCAGCAGACGUCAUGUUAUUUAUUGCUGUCACGUAUGGGGUUGUCAUCGGCUGGGCCGGAUUGUCCCCCGAUUACAACGUGCGCAGGCCGGCAAAUAUCAAUAAGAUGAAGCUCGCCGUAACCAUCUGGGCCGGUAACUUUAUAGGGACUAUCAUCCCCGAGAUUCUGGGUGCUGCGUUCAUGACCGCUGUCGCGGCCGACCCUGCAUUUGCUGCCGCCUAUGACACUAGAGGUUAUGGUGGACUUUGGGGGGAGGCUCUGAGGCCGCUCCACGGUUUCGGAAAGUUCCUCUUGGUGUUGCUCGCUCUUAGUAUUGUGGGCUGCAACUUGACGAACAAUUAUAGUCUGGCUUUUGCCUGCCAGAAUUUCCACCCAAUCAGGCUCAAGUUCCCGCGAUGGCUGUGGACUGCUGUCGGUUCGGCUGUUAUUAUUGCCAUCGCUAUUGGAAAGUACCCUUUGGAUGAUUGGAACAACAUGAAAGUCCUUCCAUAUGGCUUCGCAGGAGUUGCGUUCAUCAUAAUGGCAUUCGUGGGCGCAGUCUUAUCCAUGGAUCAAACGUGGUAUGUCGGAGUGGUAGCAAAGUCCGUGAAGCCAAAUGGAGCCGAGCUUGGCUGGAUAUUCAGCGGAUCGUUUGGUGCUUUAGCAUUCGUAUUCACGAGGUGUCUCGAGAAGAAGUACACUGGAAGAUUCUCUUGUAUGCUAGAGAUUAUCCUAAAGAAAGACUACUACACGGAAUCCACCAUUAUGUCUGCAGACACACAGUUAGUAUCUAUCCAUCAGUCAGGUACGAAUGAUGGAUGGCACGGUCUUAUCAAGUCCGGCGGGGAAUUUGAGCCGGAAGCGGGGAGAUAUCAUCUUUAUAUCGGCCUAUUCUGUCCCUUUGCACAUCGGGUCAACCUCGUCCGCCACAUUAAGGGAUUACAGUCCGCAAUUGACGUAUCCGUAGUCCGCCCAUAUCCCAAAGGCGACUCCAAGGGCUGGCCAGGAUGGAAAUUCCCCGCAAAUGACCAAGAAUACGAGGGUUCGACGGUCGACAAGCUCUUUGGAAGUGAAUAUCUACAUGAGGUAUACUUCAAGGAUGACAAGGACUACAAAGGAAGAUACUCUGUCCCUGUAAUUUGGGAUAAGAAGACCAAUAGAAUAGUAAACAAUGAAAGCGCAGAAAUACUGAGAUGGUUGCCAACGGCAUUCAAUGGCACCUCGGCCAUCUCCUCAGAGCUAGCUACAAUUGAUCUCUACCCCGAACACCUGCGUAAAGAGAUCGAUUUAUUUUCUGAGUGGAUUCAACGUGACGUGAAUACUGGUGUCUACAAGGUCGGCUUUGCUACUACUCAAGAAGACUACGAUAAGGCUGUGAUCCCCGUCUUUGGUGCUCUGAAUCUACUCGAGAAGAUCAUCUACGAAAAAGGUGGACCCUAUGUGCUGGGUGAGCAUCUUACAGAACUUGAUAUACGACUUUAUGCUACUUUGAUCCGGUUUGAUGCGAUCUACGUCCAGCACUUCAAGUGUAACCUUGGGACUAUACGUCAUGACUAUCCUGUACUCAAUGCAUGGUUGACACAUCUAUAUGGGAAAGUCCCUGGAUUCAAGGAGACCACGGAUUUUAAACACAUCAAAGAGAAUUACACGAAAAGCCAUGGUCAAAUCAAUCCUCUGGCUAUCACACCGCGCGGCCCUUUCCCCAAUGUCGAGGACUAUGUGCCACAGAAGCCGACUAGUUACGGAAAAGUAAAGUUGCCGGAGGUCUUGGACUACGAGAAGAAACUGGAAAAUGAGGUAUUCGGAGGAAAUUAGUAUGACAACUCAAGUUUCGGAGGUAUAGAUACUUCGAUGUUGGACAUAGUUAUCAUUCACAUCGAGUUUCGUCUACGUAGUCAACCCUAACUAUGCAUCGUAAAUUUAUCCAUGACAUUGUUACAUAAAAUUAAUCACCUCCAGAUUUAUUCAGACAAACACCUAUUCACUAAUAUACACGUUCAGACAAUCAAGAUUUCAUUUCCUUUGACACGGAUGGCCGCGUAGGCAGACCAGCGAUCUUGUAGAUCGCAUCGAUCGCCUCCAUCUGCGCAAUACUCUCUUCACCUGAAAUCCAGUAAGGCACAUGCUUGCCUCGAACCUUUUCGGUAAACGCUUCGAGCUGAUAACGAU